Messenger RNA from Siniperca chuatsi (mandarin fish), 8423 nucleotides. Its product is annotated as voltage-dependent L-type calcium channel subunit beta-4-like. NCBI's taxonomy places the organism in Eukaryota, Metazoa, Chordata, Actinopteri, Centrarchiformes, Sinipercidae. The record is from RefSeq and is a predicted model, not a curated record. The transcript has 14 exons. Gene Ontology annotation, molecular function: high voltage-gated calcium channel activity; protein binding. Gene Ontology annotation, biological process: regulation of voltage-gated calcium channel activity; neuromuscular junction development; chemical synaptic transmission. Gene Ontology annotation, cellular component: voltage-gated calcium channel complex. Bases 457 to 1983 code for a protein of 508 amino acids.
AUCAGGCUUGGAUAUUGAGGAAGGAUCCACUGCUCUGCUGCUGCCUCUGCUGCCUCUGCUGCUGCCUCUGCUGCUCGUUGUGUAUAUGUAUAUGUGUGUGUCUGUGUGGGUGUGUGUGUGUGUGUGCGUGGAAGCCUGAUGAAAUGAAAUGCCAGGAUUGGGCUACCUCCAGGGAGAGCCUCUCCAGCCUAUAAUGUGAGCCAGCCAGCAGCACUGUUGGAUCAGGGAGAAGCUGCAUCCAUCAAGCGACGGGCCUCCUGAGGACCAGGCGUGAUCCAACGGGAGGGGAGAUUUAAAAAAAAAUUCUUCUUCUCUGCUGUUGAGAGAAGGGAUUGUCGUCAUAUUCCCAUCCAUCCUUUUUUUUUCUCUGUGGUGCCCCCUCCUUCCUCCUCCGCCUCCACUCUCAUUUUUUCCCCCUCAUUCUUCUAGAGGCGCUCGUUGGAAUAUCAAACCUCCAUGUAUGACAAUUUGUACCUGCAUGGAUUUGAAGACUCGGAGGCGGGCUCAGCUGAUUCAUAUACUAGCAGACCAUCAGACUCAGAUGUCUCUCUGGAGGAAGAGCGGGAGGUGCAGGCCCAGGUCCAGAGCCAGAGCCCAAGCCAGAGCCAAGGACCGGGACAGAGCCGACAGGAGAGGGAGCAGCAGGCCGCCAUUCAACUGGAGAGAGCCAAGACUAAACCUGUGGCAUUUGCUGUAAGGACCAAUGUCAGCUAUUGUGGCGCACUGGAUGAGGAUGUUCCAGUACCAGCCACAGCCAUCUCCUUUGACGCCAAGGAUUUCCUCCACAUAAAAGAGAAGUUCAACAAUGACUGGUGGAUCGGUCGGUUAGUGAAGGAGGGCUGUGAGAUCGGCUUCAUCCCCAGCCCUCUGAAGCUCGAGAACAUCCGGCUCCAGCAGGAGCAAAAGAGAGGACGAGUCCAAGGUAAGUCUGGAGGGAACUCUUCUUCCAGUGUAGAGGAUGAGGUAUCUGCCUCUAUCCGCCCUCUCAUAUCCUCGGCAGGAAAGCAGAAACAGAAAGUGACGGAGCACGUCCCCCCGUAUGAUGUGGUUCCCUCCAUGAGGCCUGUAGUGCUUGUGGGACCCUCCCUCAAAGGUUAUGAGGUAACAGACAUGAUGCAGAAAGCACUGUUCGACUUCCUCAAGCACAGAUUUGAUGGCAGGAUAUCUAUCACACGGGUCACGGCAGAUAUAUCAUUAGCCAAGAGGUCUGUUCUCAACAACCCCAGUAAGAGGGCCAUCAUUGAAAGAUCCAACACUCGCUCCAGCUUAGCUGAGGUGCAAAGUGAGAUUGAGAGGAUCUUUGAGUUGGCCCGCUCCCUGCAGCUGGUGGUGCUGGACGCUGACACCAUCAACCACCCAGCCCAGCUCCUCAAGACCUCCCUGGCCCCCAUCAUUGUUCAUGUUAAAGUCUCCUCGCCAAAGGUUCUGCAGAGGCUAGUCAAAUCCAGAGGGAAGUCCCAGAGCAAACACCUGAAUGUGCAGCUUGUAGCAGCUGACAAAUUGGCCCAGUGUCCUCCAGAAAUGUUUGACAUCAUUCUGGACGAGAACCAGCUGGAGGACGCCUGUGAGCAUCUCGCUGAAUACCUUGAGGCCUACUGGAAAGCAACCCAUACCUCGAUGGCGACGCCCUUAAACCCCUUGCUGGGACGCAACCUGGGCCCCACCACCCUCACCCCUUACCCCACCAGCAUCUCUGGACUGCAGAUGAGCAAAACUACACAGAGCCAAAGAAUGCGACAGAGCAACCACACGGGAGACCAUUCUACCCCGAAUGAACGGCGCAACCUGAUGACAUCAGACGAAAAUUACCACAACGAGCGAGCGCACAAGGGACGCAACCGCAUGUCUUCUGGCUCACAGCAUAGCCGGGAGCAGCAGGACCCCUACCAGGACUACCAGGACCCCUAUCAGGAUGCAUACAAGCCACAUCGCAAUCGCAGUUCACCGGGCAGCUACAGCCAUGACUCCCGGCACCGGCUCUGAGCCCACUUCUGUCAUCACCAGGGCCCAAAUGGUCCAGAUUCCACCCAAAAUAAACGCUGCAACAGAGCCAAAAUGGUCCCAAAUUGUACCCUUUUGUUUCGGUUUGCGUUAAUUUGUUUUGUCUACCUGGCUAUUUUUCACUUUAAAAGUCCAACAAAAUCCUGUUCAGGUGUUUGUUUGUAAUGAAGCUGCCAGGGUAACCCCCGUCAAUCAACAGCGUGUGUAGUCGAGAGGUUCAGGAUGCCAACAUUAACUAAUGCUGUAAAAUGAAUUCCUUUAAUUUAUGUUUCUGGGACCUUUUGGGAUUGUACUAACACAAUACUCAGCAGAUGUGCAGCGCAGAUUGUGCUUGUUGCCCGUGUCAGCAAGCUAAUUAUGGAUAGUGGUCAGAUGGUGAUGGUGUAUGGGCUUCUAAGUGCCUGGGACAUCGCACCAAGUCGGAGGGAAGUCCACCGCACACAGACUGCUGAAGGCUGCUGACCCCUACCCUGGACCAUGUAUAAAUCCGCUCACCAUUUAGCUUAUUGCAUGCUGAUAGAUGAUCAACCUCCGCAUCCACUUCAUUGAUAUUUUGUACCUAGCAUUCUGGAUUCUCCCAUGUUGAGAUGUAGAUACAGAGGUCCAAUUUUCUAAAUCACCUGAUUGUGUGGAUAGGCGGUAGGCGGUGGGUUUGUGUGGGGGUGUGCAGAUGAUAUCUGGCUGCUAGUUUUGAAAACUGGUGCUUCACAUUCCCAAACUAUUUUGCUAUUUGAAAGUCACUUUGAGCAAGGCCAGCUUUUCUGUAGCAUAGCUUUAGGAUUUCAUUUGGGUGAAGACCCUCACCGUCAUAAGCGGAGCAGAUUCUGAUGGUGCUGGGAUCAGAUCUCAGUUGGAGGUUGCCUUCUGUGGGAGAAGGCAAUACUGCUUCUGUUCUUAACAGCUAGCACUUGCAGAGUUAGAGAAGUAAGAAGCAAUAGCUGUGAGAGUCUGUCAGAUAGUGAAAUACAAUAGCAAAAUACUACUUGAGAUACCAUUUGAGGUGUGGACCAGCAUAAAAAACAAUUCUGUGUGAACCUUUUGAGCAGUUUGGGAUGUUCUGUCUGAUAUUUUUGGCCCUGCCAGCAUGAAGAAUAGGAAUUGGAACAGUUUUUCAGUUUGAUAGACCUAAAAGAGCAUCUCCUGCUGAAAUUACAGGUUGUUUUGCAUUUAAUAGCAUUGAAAUCAAUGUUGUAUAACAUUAAAACAAAGGUACAGAUGUUGGUUGGUUAGUCUUGCGAUUGGUUCAUGGCCAUCAAAGUUCCUUCCUGUGGUUUUAGGGGAUUAAAGCAUUAAAAAUGUGACAUGGCAGGAUCGGUUGCAUCAUGUUCAUUCUCUGUGUAGCUGGCAUGUUGUCCUGACUGCAGAGCAUGUUCCUUCCAAACGUAAAAUAGAACCCUACUUUUAUCAAGUUGAUGUUUGUAGACGUAUAGGGCACCUUUCUCCAAAAAAAGAAGAAAAAAAGAAAAGAAAAAGAUGCCCCAAAUUACAGAUGAAUGAUAUCACUGGAUCCAUGAGGUUUGUAACUCACAGUAACUCAGUACACUGAAAUAGCUAACAGAAGACUUUAAGUAUUGGUUUAUGUCAUUCUGAAAGUUUAAAGUGUUUUAGUGGGUUGCAUGACUCAAAAGUGGAGCCACCAUAAUGAUAACAGCUUCUAUUAAUUCAGAAUUAUGGUUUAAGGUAGAAAGUGCACUGAAACAGUUGUCUUAACAGUGAUAAAACUCCAACCCCAGCCCUCACAAAAGGUUCAGUUGAGAUAACAUAAUGGUGCUUCGUAUGGAAGCAGAGAGCUGCUGUGGUUGCUAAUAAUGUUUUUGUCAUUAUUAUAAUAUACUGUACAUAUCUUAUUCUUUUAAGAUAUCAAAUUAUCUUGUGAUUACAACUUAAUUAUCUCAUCUCAAGGUAACAAACAGUUCUAGCUAGCCAAUUUUUAGCCAAUUAAUAAUACAUUUACAUUAAAUUAAAAAAGAAAACUAUCACAGGAUAAUGGUCUUCCGUACUUUAUAGCCUAUCCACAAAGUCAUUCCUCUCACCUUUGAGAGAAAGAGGUCUCAGGAAAAAGUAAGCAGCAUUUGUUAACUUGAAAUAAUGAGAUAGUUAAGUUGUUAUCUUGGCGUGACAAAAAUAUAGUAAUUACAAAAACCACAAGAACAUAAAUUGUUAUCUGAACAGUUUGUCAUCUUGAGAUAAUACAGUAAUGGGACUUUUUGGCUACUUGAGGCUUCCGUAGGUUUUGGACAGGGAGGUCUUUCUGGAAAGACGAAAACUGAGUAAAGUGUGUCAUCUGAUUCAUGUGUUCUCCUGGCAGCGUGUCUUUGUUUUGUCCUCGAUGCACCUAAGAGGCGUGAAGAAGGAUAAUGUGCUGUAUAAUGAUAAACAAGCUUAUCCUCAAUUCAGAAAGCUUGUUAGUUUGCUUUCUAAUGCCACAAAAUGUUAAUAUCCACAAACAGAUCUAAUUGUUAAUUUCUUUACUGGUAUGGAGGACCAAACCUGACAUAAAUGAACUAAUUAAAAUCUAGAAAUCAAUAAAUUAUUUAAAGUAAAUGAACAAAUAAGUUAUAUUUACUCAAUAAAGAAUUUUAAAAUUUGAUCUACAAAAUGUACAGACAAAUAAAUGUGUGAUAAGUUAUAUUCACAUUAUUUUGUUGAUCUUUUAUUAAUUUUUUUUUUAAUACAUUUUUUUUAACUAUUUAUUCAUUCCUUCAAUCGAUCUCACCAAAAACACACUGCCAGGGAAUAUAUAUUCUUUAAGGAAAAGAAAUCACGGUGAAACAAGUGAUUUUUUCCCCGAUGUGCUCUCUGUUAUCAGAUAUGUACAGUAUAACAGACCAUAUUUGUCAGAAGAAUUUUCUUUGGCAUGUUUAGACAAAUGUUGAAGCUACUUUUAACAUUUAGACCCCUUCCCUUCUGACAAAAACGAUGUACAGUAGUGACCGCUGCAGCACCAGAUUAGCUUGGUGCCUUAAAAACAGUGAAUGAACCUCUAACAUGCUCAGAAAAUAAAUACUGGCUCAAUAGAGGAUCCAUUCCCUUAAAUAUAAUGAGUUGUAAUGAUUUUGAUGAUGUUGUCUUGAUCUAUACAGAGUGCUAUUUAAACAGUUAAGGUUUGAAUAACAAAUCAAAAACUGCUUUAAAAAGAACAAAAGAUAAGUUGGGAGUUGCUGCUUUUAGGGUCAUUUCCAUUUUUGAAUUCUAACAUCUCUAAUGGUCUAUCAUAAAUUAGUAGAAACAUGCUCAGUGUGUUAAAGAGCAACUCCACACUACAGUAUAUCUUUCCUUCCUCCAUGAAGGAAAAUGUUGCUGCAAGGUUCAUGUCUGUUGUACUUUUGACCCAAUAGCACAGUUUGGUGUGGUCAGUAUGUGUCAUCAGUAUGUUUGACCCCAGCUAACUGUAGGAUUAUGAACCUGGGUGUAGUUACUCUUUAAAUCAAUCGUAUCACCAGACAAGAACAUUGAUAUCGGACGAUUCUGCAAAACCCCAGAUAAUGACAACAAUUUUUUAUGUUCAAUGCCAACGUUUUAAUCCACACAAAAACUUAAGUAAAAACGGCAAGCAGGGCGCAAUAACAUCUUGAAGUCUUGUUGUUACGGGAGGUUACCAGGCAACCAGCAGAGGGACUUCAGGAAGUUAAUACCUCGCCAAAAGAAUAGUCCAGCACAUGUACAGAUUAAAUAAUGGAUAUAUAUUAUAUAAAGUGUUAAUCACUCUGGCUGCCCUGCCAACAACGCUGUCGAAAGAUUCGUGGACGUUGUAUUGUUUUUAGCAAAUGAAUUACAUUCCCGUGGAAAAAAAAAUUGCAAAAAGCAAAUUUUGCCUAUAGUGUUGUGCUUCUUAUCAAAUUCACAUCACUAUGGAUCAUCCAUCGUUACCGACUGAUUUGCAGCAGCAACACUGUUUUGCAUGCUUUGGCGCUGAAGUUAGCAUGCAGUUCCCUCCUAUUUUCAGAAAAUAUAUAAUGCACUUCACUAACUCACCAGGAACACUAACAAUGUCAGACACCUUGGUCCAUGCAUUUUUUUUUUUUUGUAACUACGCAAACGGACACAUCGUAGAUGAUUGGGAAACCCGCCACAGCAAUUAUCAGCCUCUCCUCCCUUUUGCUUGGGGACUAAUGUUUGGUCGGAACCAAAGUUUACACGAUUGUCUUCUCUAGAAUUAUCUUGAGCAGAGGACUUCUUAAUUCCGAUUGGUUGCCACCAAUCUGCGUCAUAGCUCAUUACCAUAAAGUUGCCCGGACUUCAACUUUCCUCGACACUCACACCGUCCAAGAUGCUCCGUGCCGCUGCUUGCCACCGGCUCACAUAGAAAAUGAGUCACUUUGACGCUCUCAUCGGCAGCGGUCUGAACGCACAGUUAGAGGUGCUGCUAGGUGGAUUUAGCUACUUUCAGACAGAGCCAGGCUAACUAUUUCCCUCUGUUUCCAGUCUUUAUACUAAGCUAAGCUAACAGGCUGCUGGCUUUAGCCUUAUAUUUCACACAUAACAGUGAAAGUAAUAUCAAUCUUCUCAUCUAGCAAAUAACUGCCUUAACUAAAACAUUUGGUUAAGAUUAGGGAAGGAUUGUGGUUAUGGUUUUUAGAAAAGAAAAUGUUAAUUGUAGGUUUGUGACAGAACAAGGACUCUGGUCUCCUAUAUAAAAGUCGGAGGUUAUACAUGACCUCCACACCCUUACUUUUCCCGUCACGUAAAGGGCACACUACUUCCUGCAUUGGCACUGAACGUGCAGAAUUGUCCAAUAUGAAUGUAACUGGGGUUCCUAGCAGGCAGGUCUUGAUAAUAUGUACUUCGAUUUCUAUGUAAACUGUUCAGGAGGAACGUCUUGAAAGUGCACCAUCUUUUACUGUCACGCUGUGUAACUAAUUCGUUAUUUGAAUCUUCAGAAAGUAAACGUAAAUUCUGUCCUAUAUACGAGAUAUAUGACUAUCCCCAAGAAUUGUACAGCCUGACACUAUUUCAAAAUGUCUUGAAGGGACCUCAUUUGCAAGGCCUAAUUAGAGCAACUUUCAAAGGAGAUCAUGGCCGAACACCACACUCCUCUUUUUUAUACCCUGACAACAACUAAAGUCUGACCUGACAUUAAAUACUGAGCAAAUGUUUUUCUGUGGUGCAGAGCAGCUCUUAAUUUAUUGAUUUAAAUGCAGAAUAAGGUGUAAGGUAUUUUCUCUUAAUACAUCACUUUGUAUAGAUCAGGAUGAAAGGGGGAGAAUAAUUUUGAAAAACUUGUAUAGCACAAAGUAAUGAGCAAAAAACUAAGGUGUUUUUGAGCAACUGUUUGUACAAUGUGAAUCUAGAAUAAGGGCACAGAUUAUUUCCAGAAUCAGUUGAUUUCUUUGCCCACAUUCCCUGUUAAUCUCUUUGUUGCACACUGUUUGUUAAUGGACUGAAAUAUCAAGACUGCAAAUGAAAAACGUGUUUUAAUGCUACUGUUUAUAAGCACGCUUAUCCGUCUCAUUCUGCCCCAUAGCAUUAAUCUCAUUGGUUGAUUGAACAGUGAGCCAUUUUCCAUUCAAAAUCAAACCAACCAAUGUUGAGCUGGGCUGCUUGAGACAAUCAGAAGGGAUUUCCAGACCAGCGUCCCACCAUCUCUCUCUUUGUAAAUGCCCUAAAAUGAUAAGAGAUGUUUGCCCCUAUAAGUUGUGGAAUUAGAUCAGAACAAAAAUAAUGCCAUGCUCACUCACAGACCUCAAAAACAGUCCGUCCUGGCUUUCUUUUACCUUUGUUUCACCUUUACCUGCAGCCAAACUUUUGCCAAAAAUUGAACUUAUUACUAAUUUCAUUUUUCACGGAUUAAAUCUCAAGGUGACCAUAAAAUACAGAAUUUAUUGGGAAGGAUUUUCUUUGGUAAAAUGUAAAACAGAAUAGGAAAAAAAAUAAACAAAAGAAGCAAAAGAACAAAUAUUUAUUCCAGUAGAAAAGUAAUAGAUGAAUAUUUGCUGGUGAUUAUUUUUAUAACAAAUAAAUGUAUAUAAUGUCAUUGAGAGAUGCUAUUUGCUGUAUACAUGUGCUGAAAUGAGACGACGAUGACGACCCAUGUGGGACACUUGGAACAACAGCAAGGUCCAGUAUACAAAGUUUCAGUAAUUUGCAAUACAAAACGGCAUGCUGUUUUAAAAUGAGGAACUUCAUGUACUGUACUAUGCAACCGCAAACUGUGUACAUCGCUUCAUGCUGUGGCUUCUCCAACCACCCUUUUCCAAGCAGCUUCAUCUGGACUUUUAGAGGAUUUUUGUGUUUAUCUUUUUUUUUUCUGUGGAAGAUGACAACCUAAGCGGUUAAUGCGGUAUUGCAUGCAUAAUAUACCAUUCUAAUUUAUAAAAAGGAAUUAAAGAAAAAUACAUGAAAUUGGAGGUGAUUGUGUUUAAGGCAAAGCUACAAGUGACUUAAAACAUUUCUUUUUCAAAAUAAAAGUCGUUCUAAAGUUG